GACUGUUUGCUGAUGUGGCACUGAGACCCCCGCCUCCUGCUGCCUUUACGCAUUUCCGGGAAACAGCCUGUCAUUUUCCGGCACUUAAACAUGGCGCCCCCCAUCCCGCUGUUGGCAGGUAAAAUUAUAUUUAUUAGACGCUGUUCUUAGCUGAAAACACGAACACCGACAUGCUGCGCCUGACGACUGAAAGUCUAAAACAGCGACACAAAGAAGCUCUGAUUUUUUAGCUUAAUGAACACCACACCCAACCCCGCGUCUUUCUGCUGUGUUUUAAUAGUUGACCAUUCUCAAGUAUAAGUUAUAGCCUGUCACCGAAAUAUGUCAGCCUCACUGAGAGAGAGAAACGUGGGUGUUUAUUCGUCAUGGAUAGAAGCCACAGAGUGAAAUCUGUUCAGAUGUAUCAUCAUUACACCUGUCUGCUCACCGUCAGUCUCCGAGAGGGAAACCGAAUGUCAGCUGAUUAACUCAAAAAAAUAACACAAAAACAACUAAGAUAAAUCUACUAUCUUACAGAUUAAUGAGAGACGGGUUUAAAGGUAUCACGUGUCAGACCAGGUAAUGUGUUCAGCGUGAUUUAAUAAGACAGACGGAGCAGUUGGUGGUCAUCUGUAAAUUGAAGUGAAAGAUUUUCUAAAGGUUUGGACUUUACAUUUGAAUCAAAUUUGCCCUCGGUGUUAGCCAGGUGUGCCCCACAGUCACACUUUGUUACACCCUUCCGGUUUAAUGUUGGUUUGUUCAGGUGUUUGUCAGGUGAAAAGGGGAGACAGGUGCAGUGAAAGGCUGUUUAUUGAAGACUUAAAGCUCCAGUGAGAAGUUUUUUUUACAUUGUUAAUAUAGACUGAAUUACAUACCAAUGCCUUUUUAUGAUGAUGACAAGUCUAUCAGAGAUAAGUGUGACCAUUUUUGUUUGCAAUGUCAAAUCCCUGAAACCAUUUUUUUUAACAAUUUCAUAUGAAACAUUCACACUACAUUGUAAGUUAAUAUUAAUAUAAGAUAAUAUUAUUAGACAGUCAAAAGUCAGUAGGAUGAAUUUAUUUAGUAUGUAGAGGGGUACCAAAAAAAAUGACACAGACGGAAAGUUCCUCACUGGAACUUUAAAGACGGAUUUCUGUUACAGGUUUGGUCCUCUGUGUUUCAGUCUGUUUUUGUUUUCAGGUAAUGAGUCAUAUGAACAAAAUCAUGUAGCUAUAGUUUAAUGUUCACCUUUCAUCUAAUGUUACCUCAGCUCAGAUCUACUUUAAUUAUUAAAAACUAUUUAAGAACAGUUAUUGAUUAAAGGGAUGAGCCUUAGAACAGGAAACACAUACAGAAAAGGCUGAUGAUGUUUUAAAAACAUGAAAAAUGUUAAAACUUUAUUAUUCUGGGAGUCUACAUGUACUGACCACCACACCAUCCUGACCACACCUGUACAGCUACAAUAACUGUUUCUGUGUGUGUGUGUGUGUGUGUGUGUGUGUGUGUGUGUGUGUGUGUGUGUGUGUGCGUGUGUGUGCGUGCGCGCGCGCGUGCGUGUGUGCGUGUAUGUGUAUGUGUGUGUUGCAGUGCGUGGGUCAGAUGGGACAUCUCUGCUCUGUGGUCCUCCCAGGUGUGAGCCGCACUUAGCCUUCAAGAGGUAACUACAUCACACCUGUAACAUCAUUACUGCACAUUUCUGUCUUGAUAGAGCAAUAAAAAUGUUCCUCUGUGUGUGUGUGUGUGUGUGUGUGUGUGUGUGUGUGUGUGUGUGUGUGUGUGUGUGUGUGUGCACACCUGCGUGCGUGCCUGCGUGUCAGAGACUCUCGUCCCAGCAGGUGUUUGACCUUCAGCAGAGAUGGAACACUGUUUAGCUGGUGCAAUGGACACAAGUUAGUGAUAAUUAUUGUCAUUGUAGUGAACAACAUUAAUCCCGCUAAGUUAGUCCAAAACAAAGUUAGGUGUUUUUCAAAUAAUUUAAUACUCACUUGACAAGGUUGCAAAUACAGCAAAUUAAAAUGCUGACUCUAAAAACAUAUAAAAGGUUUUUAUUUAUAAUCUCAACUGGUUUUACACUUGAUUUCUAAAAAAAUGUUUCAGAGGAACAACCAAACAGGUAAAAAGUUGUUUAAUGCUAAGAUAAACUGCUGGAGGAACAUCUCAGACUAAUGAGGUGAAUUUCCAAAAGGUUAGUUACAUGACAGGGUAUAAAAAGGACAUUCAAGAGAGGCUGAUGGUGAGAAAGGAUGGAAAGAGGUAUACCACUCUGUGAGAGACUGUGUGAGCUAAUAGUUCAACAGUUUACAUGCAGGUUGAAACUGAGCAAUGCAAACAAUGCUAUCUGUUUGACAGGCACAGUGAUUUGUCAGUGCAUUUAUUCAGUCAUAACUUGAUGAAAAUACACAGAUUUUCGCGCAAUUUCUUUUUUUGCAAACGUCAUACGUGUAGGUGUAACGCAGGACAAAUGGUUAGUUAGCACAUAGUUUCAAGUCUCUGAGAAACUACCGUAUUUUAGCCCUCUUUCCUCCUGUCUUCCCGUAUUUGUAUUCUCCCAUAUUACAAUGCAAUUAAAAAAAAAACAAUCCUCUGUCUCUCUAAACCAAGGGUGGGCAAUUAAUUUUUACAUGGGGCCACAUGAGAAACCUUGACUGUGUUGAAGCUGGAGGGCCGAAACAACAAUAACUUCAACUUCAAAUCAGGGGGGUUCACACAUACAGAAAAACAAGCCCAAAAUAGCACACACAAGACUCACGGGUUUUACAAGUGAUUUCCGAGAGAAACAAGCCUAAAGUCUUUUAUAAUAAGGAGACUUGGCAACUAAGGCGUCUACGUAUAUUUUGCUGAUGUUUAAACUUGUCUCUGUACACAAAUGCAGAUCUAGGAUGUACGCACGUGCGUCCAAAUGGAAAUAAAACAACGGCUAGCUUUUCAAAUUAAAAGCGAAACACUUUAUAGCAUGUUGAUUUGAUUGACCGACCUCACGAAGGGCUGGGCAGGGACAUCCAAAGGGCCGCAUGUGGCCCUCGGGCCGUAAAAUGCCCAGGUCUGCUCUAAACUGAACUCUGUCACCAGACUUGUGUAUGUCUGUAAACUUCUGGUUUCAACUGUGUGUGUGUGUGUGUGUGUGUGUGUGUGUGUGUGUGUGGAUAUAUAUAUAUAUAUAUAUAUAUAUAUAAUUACAGUACAGGCCAAAAGUUUGGACACACCUUCUCAUUCAAUGUCUUUUCUUUAAUUUUUUAUAUGACUAUUUACAUUGUAGAUUAUCACUGAAGGCUUCAAAACUGUGAAUGAACAUGUAGAAUUUGUACUUAUGAAAAAAGUGUGAAAUAACUGAAGACAGGUUUGAUAUUCUAGUUUCUUUAAAAUAGCCACCCUUUGCUUUUGACGAAGUAACCCAGACAAGACACACCUGUGAGGUAAAAACCAUUUCAGGUGACUACCUCAUGAAGCUCAUUGAGAGAACAGCAAAAGUUUGCAGCACCAUCAAAAAAGCAAAGGGUGGCUACUUUGAGGAAUCUAAAAUAUAAAACAUGUUUUCAGUUGUUUCCGCUUUUUUCUUAAGCACAUGAUUCCACAUGUGUUCAUUCAUAAUUUUGAUGCCCUCAGUGAGAAUGUACCAUUUAAAUAGUAAUGAGAAUAAACAAAAUGCAUUGAAUGAAAAGGUGUGUCCAAACUUUUGGCCUGUACUAUAUAUAAAUAUAUAUAUAUAUAUAUAUAUAUAUGUAUAUGUAUAUAUAGUAUAUGUAUAUGUAUAUAUAUAUAUAUAUAUAUAUAUAUAUAUAUAUAUAUGUAUGUAUAUAUAUAUGUAUGUAUAUAUAUGUAUAUGGGUCAAUGACGUGACGCCUCAAUAUUCUGUCCGGCUGUAUUUUCUUUAUGUUACAAAGAGUUUUAAAUGUAAAAAAAUAUACCAUCUAUUUGUAGUAUCUCUCUAAUAUAUGGAGCCACUUCAACUUUUCAAAAAUCAGGAGUUUUUUGUAAUUUUUUUUAACUUCAAAGGGUCAAAAUAUCAUGUGGUGCGACCGUCCGGCCAUGACUUCUGUUUUGAAAACUUCUUUGAAACUACUCUAAAUCUAUUACAAUUUAGUUUCUGCAAUAUUCGGCAUAAUUUUGAAAGUGUUUUUUAUUCCUGUACAAAAUUGCAAAGCUUUUGCAGUUAUAAUUUUUUCAUAAUAUUCAAACAAAUUUUGUCCGAUCGUGUCCAUUUCAUUAAAUAUCAUGUGGUGCGACCAUCAAAAAAUGACAAUUUUUGACACUUUUAUGCUGAAAUUUACUCAAGGACAGGAUGUUGGAUCAUUCACCAUUUUGUAGUAGAGCUAUGGAAGCAGAAAGAGGGUUGGUGGUUCUCUCAUUUCUUUAAAAAAAAGAGACCUUUUCAACUGCUGUAAUGGUGUUUGCACUUUUCGAUGUCAUGUGGUAUGACCUAAAAAAAAACAAUUAAUUUAAGUUAUUUCCACAAAUAAGUAUUUUAAUUAUAAAUUUCAUAGUGACCUUUUGUGGGAAACUAGUGAGGUUUGUUUAUGUGACUAAUCCUGUAUCAGUAAGAUUUGACUAAAUUUGAAAUGUCAUGCGGUGCGACCAAUUAUCAUGUGGUGCGACCACUGCAGAUUGUUUUUUAUCAUAAAUAUAUGCCCUUGAUUGGCAGUAUUUACGCUUUUUAUAUUCAAUUGAUGAUUGAUAAACACUGAGUACUUAAUUUUUAGUAUUAUUUUGAAUUUUCUUUGUUAUUUGAUGAGUCAUUUUGCUAACAUUUCUGAAAUAAUGGUUAGGUCAUCUCUGUACAAAAUAAGAAAAAAAAUAUUAAAAGCAUGCCAUUUCACUUAAGCUAUUUAUGCUGUUGUUAGCAAUUUAUUAACUUUCAUGUAUCAAUUUAAGUCAUUUUAAUUUAUUUUACCAGAUGCCACUGGCGAGCAAAGUUAAAAGCGCUCGCCAUAGGCAGCGCGUCAACUCUGACCCUGCAGCAUGUUGUUCAUGCCAGGGCUGGUCAAAGAUUGGGCCAAGAUUGUUGACAUCGCUGCAUGGAUGGUGAGAGGAGCGCUUUGCCGAGAGCGUUAUAUUCAUGAUCGUUUAAAUCCAUUUGAUUUACCUGAUGACGUUCUCUAUGAACGUUACAGGUUUUCCUCAGACGGCCUCAAUAGUCAGGUAACAUGAAAUGGAAGCAAUACACUAAUAUUUGCCAAGCUCCAAGUUCAAGUUUCAUGCGGCAUAUCAGUCAUCAUUCAGAAUUUAUUGAAGUAGAUUAGAAAACUCCUCUUAACCCCAAAUGUGUCUGCAGAUGACAUGUGACCAUCAGAUGAUGGAGAAAAAAGAAAAAAAAGGCAGUGUGAGGAAAUCACUGUUUACGCGUUGAAAUAUAUACAAAUAAAAUCUUCCAGUAAACCAGCUAACCACUUUGACGGAUGUUUUUAGAUUUAUUUUUAUUUGCUCCCACGUACUCUUUUCCCUACUGCUGUUGUAUCUGAAAUAAUGAGGUCAAUGAUGGAGGUUAUCACACACGCAGCAUGACAACAUAUUAGGGGGCCAUAAAUUUAUCAACGCACAAAUGAAAUUUACACGAUCGAUGAUUUUUUUUGCCGGCAGUCUCUCCGGCUUUUAGCGACUUUGGCUGUCCUGCUCCUCAAUGUUAUAAUGUUGCAGUACUCCUCGUAUUAGCGUAAAACGAUGCUCCUCGGCUGUGAAAUAUGAUGUGCAGCCUUCUUCAUUGUGGAGAAUGGUCCGGUGGCACUGACCCCGCCCCCUUUACGUGUGUGCGCACAGAUCUAGACUGACCACAACUGAAUUUAGUUAGCUAGUUGUAGUGAUUUGAAAUGAGCCUCACACGGUCGCACCAAAAUAUAUUUGGCGAUUGGAAUUUAUAAUAAAUGUCUGAAGAUUAAUAAUCUCAAAUUAUGACAUUUAUGCACUCGUUGAAAGGGGCACCACCCACCCUUAAUGGUGGGAAAAUAAAGAAAACAAAAGUUUAAUUCAGAAAUCAAACAUCAAGUCAGUUUUAAUUAAUCAGUCUUAAUUAAUCAGUCUUAAUUAAUCAGUCUCAUAUCUUAAGUCGAAAUUCUAAUUUCAGGGACUCCACUUCUGGAAGAACACUAACAGACAGGAACUUAGAAAAAUAAUGAUCUGUUUAUUACAGGAUAAAUGAUGGUACAACACACAUGCAAUAAAUGAUAAGAUAAUGAGGAUAAAAUAAUAAUAGGUGAAUAAAUAAAGAUUCUGAGUCAGGCUAGGAGCACUAAAGUUAAUGAUAGUGAGUGAAUAUGCGCUAACAUAUUAACCUACACUAACUUUGGUGUCGAGAUAAACUCGGAUGUGGAUUUGGAGGAAUCUAAGAUCACCAGAAAUAGGUGGAUAUCUGAGUUAUGAACGCAUGAGACAGCACCAGCCCUCUCUGGAGCUCUGGAGGUUUGCAUACUUAAGUGAGACUGGUCCUUGGAGAAGAUGGAGCAGGUUCCGAAGGUCCAGGGCUACUGGCGGUUCGAGCGGUUCAGCUCAGAAGACGACUGAAGUCAGCCGAAGGAUGAGCCAGGAGUUGCAGCACUCGGGCCCGAAACAAAGCCAGCGCCUGUGGAUCCUGUGGAUGCUCGUUUGGGUACUUCUUUGGUCUCACUUAAAAACUCUGGCACAGAGGAUGACCUGGGCCUGCUGGGUUGCGUUCAGAGGUGACUUUGAAUCACGCAGAAAACUCAGAAAAACGAGGCUCAAAGAGCAGAGAAAACUUUCAAAAAUGGCUUCGCGAAAUUAAAGAAAAAUCAAUCAAAGGCUUAAUCUUGAAUUGCUAUGUGCACAAAAAGUUGAAGUUUCAAAACUUGAACUAAGACGAUGUUAAAGAAAAAUCAACGUGAAUCAACACGUGGCGUAAAACUUAGAAGACUAAGAAAAAGUUCUAAGAGAAAAUAAAGAAACGCACCACAGAAGGGUGUGGGCAGAAGAGAAGGGGCAUAAGAGCCGGGGACAAGAGAUUCAGCAGAAGAGCAGAAGCAUAAGAGGAAUAAGAGAUAAGAGAAAAUAAGAGCGUGAGCAACCCGACUUCACUGGUUUUAUCUUCUCACACUGGGAGUGGCUCCGGCGUGUGUGUGAGACAGAGGAGGGGUCGUGGAAUCUCUGAUUAUUUGAUCUAACUUAUACUUUUGGCUGGUAAAAGAGUCAGAUCUGAUACUCACUCACUAUGAUUAAUAUCAUUGAAUGCUUGGUUUCAUGAUAAAUAAUUUGACACUAAACACAUAUGAAUGAAGUGUAGGAUCACAUCAGACAUUCUCAUUAUGUUUUAAGUAUCACAUUAAACAUGCUAAAUUACUCUGAAAUGAAACAGAUAGUAACACAUGGAAACUGUGAACAACAAAAGAGUAAAUACAUGUGAAUGAACUUCAUCAUGAUUAAUAAUGGAUUCUAAAUACUCACAUUCAGAUUAUUCAAUGACAUUAUAACCACCUAAUGGUUAAAAAUACUAAAUAAACAUCUACAAUAUAAACCAAACAUUUCUAAACUGUUUCUGUUACCUAGAGUUAAGUUAUGAUUCAUAGUCGAUAAAUUUAACUCUUAAAAGUUCAUGAAACAGUCUGAAAAUAUGUUGCUCUAAAGAACUAAAGAAUAAGGAUUUAUUCUGUCAGAUAAGAUAACUUGGCUUCUGAAGCACAUAGAAAAACGGGAAACAUCUCAUUUUAACACAAAUUUCAUGAUUAGACAGAUUAGUACAUUGCUGAAUGCAUAAGAUGUCAUGAUCAGUCAUUUGUAUUCUUUCACCAAAGGAAUGCAGUCUUUAUCAGUGUAUGGUUGAGCAGGGUUUUACGACCGAGGUCUGGAGGUCAGUGUCCCCCCUUUUCCUAGGGUCCGUAUGUUCACACACUUUAAGACACUAAAUCUCAAAUGGGAGAUCUGGGUUGAGACGUUAAUGUUUAUUUAGAUGGUCAGCAAAUGGAGUCAGUUUGAAAGGUAAUAAAACUCUGUCUCUGUUCUCCGAAUUGACCAAUCGUGAAGAGUCAGAGGUUUAGUCAACCUCCUGUUGGGUCACUUAUUUAACCUGAAAGGGCAAACACGUCUGGAAAGAUUUAUAUCCUGUUUCCUGGGACCAGAUAAGGAAGCUUUCCUGUGAGGAAUGUGUGGGUUUCACAUCCAGGGUUGUCUUGAUUGCUACAGUCCCCCCUUCGUCACGGUGGUCCUGUCCAUGGAGCAUCGGGACGACGAGUAGACAACCAUGAAGCAGCAGCAGCAGCAGCAGGUGUAUGCAAAUAGGACUGAUGCGUCUCAUUAUCACUAUGUGAAUCACUAGUAUCUGCUUUAAGAUAACAUCAAGCAUGCAUUAAGCUAUCAAAUAAAAUCGUCUAGGUGUUAGACUUUUCUCAGUUAACUAUUGGUAGACUAAUGUGAAAGAAAAUCUCCUAAUUUUCAGUAUUAAUGAGAUUUAGAAAAGCACUCUUUAGUCUGAAUGCUAACUGGAUCUAAAGCUAUAGCUGUUUUUCAUGCUUGCUGGAGAAGUCUGAAAGUUCAAUUUCAGUUUCAAAAAUGGUUAAGACUUAAGAAAAGAAAUGUCUGCUAUAGACAUAUUAACCAUCUGUGUAUGAGCAUAGUCAACCUGAAUCACAAACAUCAAAAGUUUACUGCACAGAGUUUCUCUUAAACUUUGUCUGUUAAACUUGGGGAUGAUGCUCUUAUCGGUUUGACUAAUUAUCUGCUGUUGAGUCUGAAAUUUGUCAAUCUGAGUCUUAGUGACAGAAAUUUCAGCUUUUAAUCUGUUCAUGGGAUAUUUGACAGCUGACAAGCUGACUAUAUUGACAGAGGAGAGACAAAUGCUAACAAAGAAAGCAGCAACUGGGGUUGCAGUCAUCAAUGUAUCACCACAGCAUUUGGAUAUCUUAUUGGAGUCAUUUAGCUUUGGCUAGGUGACUUCUGCUUUCACAGGACUCACACCUUCAUGACUCCACAGUGUUAAUCUCAGUGGUUAGCUGAGUAGUCAUGUUUAUUCACCUUCAAAGUGGAUGAAACCGAUUGAGGUGGAUAAUAAGAUCGUCGUUUCUGAGAGUGUAAUUUACUCUGAUUCUGCCAGUCAUUCACCCCCCUUUGGCGGUGUUGAUGGUUUUUCCUUUGUCUGGGAUAAAACCCACCGUGACGGGAGUCUGAAUAACAACGGUUGGUCUCAAAGUUUACCUGGCGUUGGUCUGUGUCAGAACUGGGCCUUGGUGUGUAACUUUGACCUUUGUGAGUUUGUUGAGGUCGAAAAGGUUUUGGAGGCCUGGUUAACCACUCAUUUGGAGGCUUAUCGAAGCCUGAAAAAACACAGUCUGAAGCUUCGUUCAGCUCCAUGGGCAGUGAUUUUGUCUCCAUAGCCAAGAGAGUAACGGGCUCUGCUCUCUUAGCCAAAGUUUGUCGUUGUUUGGCAAAACCUUUUACAGCAAGUUCACGAAGCUGUCGGCUAGUCGAAGUGUUUGGACAAGCUAAGACGCCAAGGUGAUGACUGGUGGUAGGGUGGAGGUUCUGGACGAACAGCGUUUUGAAGUUCAAGUCCUCCUCCAUUUCUGGUUCAUUUCGGAAACCAAAGUAAGCUUCGCGUAAGCGGUUGUAAUAAUGUUGGGGAGAUUCUGAUCUCCCUUGUUUAAUAGACAGAGCAGCAGAAAGGCCUGUCUGGGUCAAAUGAUCAGAAAACUCUUCAAUUAAUGCUUGGCAGAGCAAGUCAUAAUUAUUUCUGACAUGAUAAGGCUGUCGUUCAAGGAAACUGCUAACCUCUCGACUUGACGUCGCCUUAAUAAGGUAGAUUUUGUCAUCAAUGGUUGCACCUGGAAAUUUCCUCAGGUAAAAGUCAAUGUCUUUCAAGUAGGUGCAGGUGUCAGUAGCACCUUGGUGCUCAGGUUCAAAGCAUGCUAUGUUGCGAGCAAUUUUGUCAAGAUCCCUAUCUGAGGGAAAUGGUAAGAAGCCAUCAUGGGGAGGAGAGUAGGACUCUUGGUUUAAGGAUGACCUCUCAGGGUCAAGCAGGGUCCUGUCAUGAUGCUGAGAGAGAUACUUAAGAGUUGGUUUGGAAGGAAGUGAUGGCGCUCUCUCAGGAGGCUGAUCACCUAUCAUUUCUUCAAGAAAAGUUUGCUCCAUGCGUUCUCUUUGGGCUCGACCUGACUGGAGGGAGCAUUGUAACUCUCUUUGGGCAUCUUCAAGUUCUUUGUCUGUCUUUUCUUGCCGUUCUUGACAAAGAAUUAACUGUCUCUGAGCUAUCUGGAGCUGGUGCUGUAAGGUAGAAGUUUGCUUCUCCUUAGCUUCAAGAGCUUCAGCACGCACUUUGACCAAUGCUUUCAAAGUUUUUACAUCUUCUGUUGCUUGCUCUAGUAGGGAUUCUGACUGUAUCAGAUCCUCUGUGGUCUUAGCAAGCUGCUUAUUCGUGUCAUCAAGUUCUUUCUCCUUUUUGUAAAGGGUUUCAUUAAGUCUUUCAAUCUUGUCUUUGAGAUCAAGAUUUUCUUCAUGACUUAGUGAGGGAAGCUUUGACGCUUCACAUCUGGCACUGUGUUUUUCUAAAACACUUAGAGACUUCUUAGUCUCCUCUAACGUCUUUUUCAGAGCGCUGUUUUCGUCUUUUUGCGCCUUUAUCUUUGCUAAAGCGCAUUCCAGCAAGUAGUCUUUAUACUCAAGCUGAGAAGACAUCAUGACAGACAUGCAUCUAGUGAGCUCUUUGUCACGAAGUGUCGUGGUUAAGGCUGUUUCCAGUAAGUCAGCCAUUGCAUCCUCCGGAUUGGAGGGUUUGGCCUUUUGAAUCUUAGUCAUGUACUGAGGUAUCAACUGACUAGUCAAGUUUGCCAACACUGUGUGUAUGUCCCUCAGGGGGUCUCCCUGGCUGGACUCUUUUGUGUUAGGCAUGUUUGGUUUUGGUAAAGAGGUGCAGGUGGUUGGUUGAUGAGUUUGAGUUGACUUAAACUGAAAGGAAGAAGUACAAUAUCAAAUUAAGUGAGUUAAUCGACUUAAUUUAUCAAUGCUUGAUAAAGAGGAAGAGCCUAUCUGAGUAGAUAUCUAAUGGAGAGAAAAAUAACAUAAAGUUAACUUCAUUUCAAUGAAAAUUGAAAUAAAACAAGGUGAAAUAAUGUUAAAUUAAAUUUAACAUCAGAUACAGAACCAUUGAAUAAAGGGUUCAAAUUGUCUCCGUGUUGCAGAGAUCAGCAAAGCUUAAAUAAACUGCCUGAUGCAGUUGGAUGAAUCUGAAACCAAUGAAAUUGUCAAUUUAAGGAAUUAACUCUGAAGUUAAUUCACAAAUCGCAAUAAAGCCAAAGAUUCAACUACCCAAUUCAUCUGAAAUGGUAAAAUAGAUUUCAAAUAUUAAUUAAUUUGUUCAUUAAUUAAUUAAUCUUAUGAGGAGGGUUAAUACAUUCAUGUAUUAUAGGGAACAGUAAAACUGCUCAAUGGUGUGAUAAGUAACAACAGAUCAGGUGAUUGAUUCAAGGAGUUACUUUAUCAAUACAUUAUGUAGGCUCUUAUAACAAAGAUAAAAAUCAAAAAUCAAUGAUCAAUGAUUUAGAAUAAGCACAUCAAACUUCAUCAACCAAGUCAAUCACUUGAGUUAUGUCUGUAGAGUGUUACACACUGACUACAGAGAGGCAGUACAGCUGGCUGAUACUGCAGGCAGAUAAUAGCAGUGUUAGCUCAAUACCAAAAACAACCAUGUGGGGCAGUAUGGAGUUGGGGUAACUGCACAAGCUCAACACAAGUGGAGAAGAAGAAGAGAAGAGGAAACAGUCAUCCAACUAGCCUCUUGUGGCUGUGAGGAGUUGGGAAGUGUGCAGGAAGGGGCCUUUAGGCUCUGCCUCCUUGAAGGGCCUUAUCUGCUUAAGGCCAAAGGGUCAGUCUCUCCACUGACAACAAAGGGUUAACAUUUCACAGCAGGCUGCGUCUGCACCCUCAAACAUAGAACUUUACACCAUCUGCUCAGGCAGAUUGGUUCAAUAAAAUCAUUUACAGGAACAAGAAUCAAAGUGACAAAUCCUUAAACAGCAGAUUCAACUGCAAACUUAAAAUUACAAAUGCGGCGAUUUGUGAACACAAAUUUUGUCUGAAUUCAAUCAAACAACAACCUCCCACUGUUACAGUGGUUUCCUGUGACAGGUAGUUAAUCUGUCAGGGGAAAGGAGGAAAUCUGAAUCCCAUAUAGUUACUAGAACUUCGUAGCAGACUAUAGAGACAAGAAUCAAAGUGACAAAUCCCUCAACAGCAGAUUCAACUGCAGACUUUUAAAAAAAUCACAAAUGCGGCGAUUUGUGAACACAAAUUUUGUCUGAAUUCAAUCAAACAACAACCUCCCACUGUUACAGUGGUUUCCUGUGACAGAUAGCUAAUCUGUGACGGGAAAGGAGGAAAUCUGAAUCCCAUAUAGUUACUAGAACCUCGUAGCAGACUACAGAGACUUCAGGGGCUUGAAACCACAGCUCGGAGCAUCGCGAACACUGGGUUCAGCCAAAGGCCUUAAAUACAAGCGUACGGCGACGCCACAAUCGUGCAUUUAAAUAUUGGACAGUCUAGACAGAGCAGAGGAGUCAGUCUCACUGCUACUCAGAACAACAUUUCACGCUGUCCAGCUCAAACACAGACUACAGGCAUGUAGUACAAGAGUGUGUGAAACACAGAGCAUAAAGGUUUUAUGCAUAGAUCAUGAAAACAUCAGAACUUAGUCAAGCAACUUCAGCAAGCAUAGCAUUGAUUGUGAUUAAGUCUAAAACAGCCUGAAAAUAAGUUUGUCUCAUCAAUUUGGAAGGCUAAGUUUUAGGUUGUCUGUUAGUAUCCAGAAGUUUUGUUUGAAACGCCUCACGCAGGGGCACCAAAAUAUAUGUAGUGAUUUGAAAUGAGCCUCACACGGUCGCACCAAAAUAUAUUUGGCGAUUGGAAUUUAUAAUAAAUGUCUGAAGAUUAAUAAUCUCAAAUUAUGACAUUUAUGCACUCGUUGAAAGGGGCACCACCCACCCUUAAUGGUGGGAAAAUAAAGAAAACAAAAGUUUAAUUCAGAAAUCAAACAUCAAGUCAGUUUUAAUUAAUCAGUCUUAAUUAAUCAGUCUUAAUUAAUCAGUCUCAUAUCUUAAGUCGAAAUUCUAAUUUCAGGGACUCCACUUCUGGAAGAACACUAACAGACAGGAACUUAGAAAAAUAAUGAUCUGUUUAUUACAGGAUAAAUGAUGGUACAACACACAUGCAAUAAAUGAUAAGAUAAUGAGGAUAAAAUAAUAAUAGGUGAAUAAAUAAAGAUUCUGAGUCAGGCUAGGAGCACUAAAGUUAAUGAUAGUGAGUGAAUAUGCGCUAACAUAUUAACCUACACUAACUUUGGUGUCGAGAUAAACUCGGAUGUGGAUUUGGAGGAAUCUAAGAUCACCAGAAAUAGGUGGAUAUCUGAGUUAUGAACGCAUGAGACAGCACCAGCCCUCUCUGGAGCUCUGGAGGUUUGCAUACUUAAGUGAGACUGGUCCUUGGAGAAGAUGGAGCAGGUUCCGAAGGUCCAGGGCUACUGGCGGUUCGAGCGGUUCAGCUCAGAAGACGACUGAAGUCAGCCGAAGGAUGAGCCAGGAGUUGCAGCACUCGGGCCCGAAACAAAGCCAGCGCCUGUGGAUCCUGUGGAUGCUCGUUUGGGUACUUCUUUGGUCUCACUUAAAAACUCUGGCACAGAGGAUGACCUGGGCCUGCUGGGUUGCGUUCAGAGGUGACUUUGAAUCACGCAGAAAACUCAGAAAAACGAGGCUCAAAGAGCAGAGAAAACUUUCAAAAAUGGCUUCGCGAAAUUAAAGAAAAAUCAAUCAAAGGCUUAAUCUUGAAUUGCUAUGUGCACAAAAAGUUGAAGUUUCAAAACUUGAACUAAGACGAUGUUAAAGAAAAAUCAACGUGAAUCAACACGUGGCGUAAAACUUAGAAGACUAAGAAAAAGUUCUAAGAGAAAAUAAAGAAACGCACCACAGAAGGGUGUGGGCAGAAGAGAAGGGGCAUAAGAGCCGGGGACAAGAGAUUCAGCAGAAGAGCAGAAGCAUAAGAGGAAUAAGAGAUAAGAGAAAAUAAGAGCGUGAGCAACCCGACUUCACUGGUUUUAUCUUCUCACACUGGGAGUGGCUCCGGCGUGUGUGUGAGACAGAGGAGGGGUCGUGGAAUCUCUGAUUAUUUGAUCUAACUUAUACUUUUGGCUGGUAAAAGAGUCAGAUCUGAUACUCACUCACUAUGAUUAAUAUCAUUGAAUGCUUGGUUUCAUGAUAAAUAAUUUGACACUAAACACAUAUGAAUGAAGUGUAGGAUCACAUCAGACAUUCUCAUUAUGUUUUAAGUAUCACAUUAAACAUGCUAAAUUACUCUGAAAUGAAACAGAUAGUAACACAUGGAAACUGUGAACAACAAAAGAGUAAAUACAUGUGAAUGAACUUCAUCAUGAUUAAUAAUGGAUUCUAAAUACUCACAUUCAGAUUAUUCAAUGACAUUAUAACCACCUAAUGGUUAAAAAUACUAAAUAAACAUCUACAAUAUAUUCCAAACAUUUCUAAACUGUUUCUGUUACCUAGAGUUAAGUUAUGAUUCAUAGUCGAUAAAUUUAACUCUUAAAAGUUCAUGAAACAGUCUGAAAAUAUGUUGCUCUAAAGAACUAAAGAAUAAGGAUUUAUUCUGUCAGAUAAGAUAACUUGGCUUCUGAAGCACAUAGAAAAACGGGAAACAUCUCAUUUUAACACAAAUUUCAUGAUUAGACAGAUUAGUACAUUGCUGAAUGCAUAAGAUGUCAUGAUCAGUCAUUUGUAUUCUUUCACCAAAGGAAUGCAGUCUUUAUCAGUGUAUGGUUGAGCAGGGUUUUACGACCGAGGUCUGGAGGUCAGUGUCCCCCCUUUUCCUAGGGUCCGUAUGUUCACACACUUUAAGACACUAAAUCUCAAAUGGGAGAUCUGGGUUGAGACGUUAAUGUUUAUUUAGAUGGUCAGCAAAUGGAGUCAGUUUGAAAGGUAAUAAAACUCUGUCUCUGUUCUCCGAAUUGACCAAUCGUGAAGAGUCAGAGGUUUAGUCAACCUCCUGUUGGGUCACUUAUUUAACCUGAAAGGGCAAACACGUCUGGAAAGAUUUAUAUCCUGUUUCCUGGGACCAGAUAAGGAAGCUUUCCUGUGAGGAAUGUGUGGGUUUCACAUCCAGGGUUGUCUUGAUUGCUACAUAGUUGAUAUCCUGCCUCGUAGUACAGCUGAUCGGGAUUACAGAGAUCUGGUGAAGUUGAGCAAGUUGUGGCAGAGUUAUCCUGGGUGUGUUAAUCCAGCUUCAAAGUGCAGGCCUCUGGACCACAUACACAAACACACACAGAGUUAAAUUUUUGUAAAAAAAAGGGAAAUAAAAUGUUCGCGUUCAUGUUUGAAAUUUUAAUAAAAUUUGGUUUUAAUAUAAAAUUUGCAUGAAAUUAAUUGUUCAUAGGUCUCUUUAAAUUGAUUUUUAAUGAUACAAGGUCUUCAGGUCAUUUGGCGCGACCACCAAUCAUGUGGUGCGACCAAUAAUAACAUUAAUUAUAUCAAAUACAAACUAAAAUAUCUCAUUUCUGUAACCGAGACAUUAAUACCUGAUACAAUAUGCUUACAUGAAAGGUAGUUUCAAAACAUUUUUAUCAGUAUUAUGCAAUUUAAAGAAAAAAAUAGUCAGUGAACUACAUUUGAUAUAGCGACUGUGACAUUAUAGAGCUAAUAUAUGAGAUCAUUAUUUACAAAAACUCAAAUAAACUGCAAACGCUUUGUUCCUAUGUAAUUGAUAUUACUGACAAUUUGUAAAAAACUAUGAAGUAUGUUGAAAAAAUGUAAUAAUUUUGAGAUAAAUGAUGGUCGCACCACAUGACAUUUUUUAAGGCCACAGGCAAUUCAUCUAUAUGAAAAAACACUAAAAUUGACUAAUUUAAAAAUUAAACUUUAGUUUUUGUUUACAUAACAUCCUUAGUGUUUGAACUGUUGCAAAAGAUAUUCUUAUUUUUGGUAUUUUAAAAUUGGCGUGUUGAAAAACCUUUUACGUCAUUGACCCAUAUAUGUAUAUAUGUAUAUGUAUAUGUAUAUGUAUGUAUAUAUGUAUAUGUAUGUAUAUAUGUAUAUGUAUGUAUGUAUAUAUAUGUAUAUGUAUGUAUAUAUGUAUGUAUAUAUAUGUAUAUGUAUAUGCAUGUAUGUAUAUAUAUGCAUGUAUGUAUGUAUAUAUACACACAUAUGUAUAUAUAUAUGAAUAUAUACAUAUAUGUAUAUAUAUGUGUACAUAUAUGUAUAUACAUAUAUGUACAUAUAUAUAUAUGUGUAUAUAUAUUUGUGUAUAUAUGUAUAUAUAUGUGUAUAUAUGUAUAUUUGUAUAUAUAUGUAUGUAUGUGUAUCUAAUAUAUGUAUAUAUAUGUGUGUAUAUAUGUAUAAAUAUGUAUAUACAUAUACAUGUAUAUACAUAUGUAUAUGUAUGUAUGUAUGUAUAUACAUAUGUAUAUGUAUAUAUGUAUAUACAUAUGUAUGUAUGUAUAUGUAUAUAUGUAUAUAUAUGUGUGUGUAUAUAUAUGUGUGUGUGUGUGUGUAUAUAUGUUUAUGUGUGUAUAUAUGCAUAUGUGUACUUAUAUGUAUAUGUGUACUUACAUGUAUAUGUAUAUAUGUAUAUAUAUAUACAUGUAUGUGUGUAUAGAGAGAUAUAAAGAUAUAUAUAUAGAUAGAUUUAUAUAUAUUAGAUAGAUAGAUGUAUAUAUAUGUGUAUAUGUAUGUAUGUAUGUGUGUAUAUAUAUAUCUAUAUUUAUGUAUGUAUAUAUACUGUAUAUAUGUGUGUGUAUAUAUGUAUAGAUAGAUAGAUAGAUAGAUAUAUAGAUAGAUGCAAAAUCAAACAAGUCUAAAUAGCAAAAAAGAAUGCAGGAUUAUUAUCCUAUGGGUAGGAAGACCAGACCAAGAUGGCUGCUGUAUUGCUCAAGCCCCAGCAGCCGAUGAGGUUGCUUCUCUUAAUCAUGUCUAUUGACCAGACCCUAAGAAGUACAGAGGAUCUUGGCUAGAAGAUUGGAAUGCUCGUGAGAAAAACAAUUAUGAUGUUAGCUAUUAGCAACUGCACGGGUGAGGGAAGAUGCAGAGCAUGGCUGUCUCCACCCAUGAAUCAGAGGUGAAUUGCUAAUGAGCUACUGAAGCUCUGCAGAAGAAAAGCCGUUGAGGAUGACACAGGUUUUGUAAUUUUGGCUAAAAACUAAAGACCACUGGGAACACUUUAAACAGUUAAAAAACAUGAUUGGAGCGGAUCUUCAAUUAAAGUUCUUGUGUUGUAUUUAGGAGAUCACCAAAAUUCUUAUAGGAUUAAAGAUUUAACAUCAGCAGUUUAACCAAACUAGACUGGUUUAAACCUCUCUUUCUCUCACUCUUUCUCAGUGUGUCUGUGGUGAGGUCAGCAGAUGGAUCCAUCGCUUCAACCUUUGACCUCCCUAAGACAUCUCUGUUGGACUUUUCUCCUCUGGGCAGCAUCCUGGUUACCUGGCAACCAUACAGCAGUGAGACACCACACUGACCAGUUAGAGAUAAUCAAAAGCUUUAACUAGCUGCACAUUGCACAUACUAACUAAAUGACUGUGUGUGUGUGCGUGCGUGUGUGUGUGCGUGCAUGCGUGCGCGCGUACGUGUGUGUGCGUGUCUGUGUGUGUGUGUCUAAUUGAUUUUUUUGAUGGAGUCGCUAACAGAAACGGGUCAUCUGUCUGUAGUGAUUGCUUGUUUCUUUAUUCAAUGAUCAGUCAGUCAGUGUUUGGAAAUCCCUGCAGCAUGUUUAUAAUAACAGUUACACCAUUUCAGUAGUGAUCCAUCACAAACCAGGACCAGAUAAUGUGGGUGUCGUAGACUCAUCUGAAAUUCUAUAGCUGACAGAGAAAGGAGCGUCAGAGACCCCCACCGACAUAGGCUACAUUUAUCUGUGCAUCAGUGACUUCCUUUUUACACUGGUGAUAGCCCCUGAUUGGACAGAGGUUUCCUGGAAACAGACUGACACAUUAACAAAAUCUCUGUGUCUUUCAGAGACUCAAGACAGUCUUCAGGGGGACCCCAACCUGCAGCUGUGGGACAUUGAGAGUGGUCAGCUGAUCAAAGCCCUCUAUCAGAAGAAGGUGGACUCCUGGUCAGUGCUACACACACAUGCACGGGCACCCCCACAUACAUACAGAAAGAUACACACAUGCACAGAAACCCACACAUGUACACACAUUCAUACACGCACAAAAACAGACACAUAUGCAGACAUGCACAAACACACGCAGGCAUGCAAACAUGCACAACACACACAGGAACACAAAUAAACAUACACACACAUACAGACAUGUGCACACACACACACACACACACACACAUGCAAGUAUGCAUGAACACACACGCAAACACACACACACAUGCAUGCACAUACAGACAUGCACACAAACACACACCACUAAACCACUGCAAAACAGUUUAGUACACUACUAUGAAAUAUGACACAAUGCUGUGUGAUGCAGCGUGUGAGGAUUUCAAACUAGAAAUUCCCACUGAGAAUUUUUGAAAAGGCCACAGGGGAUACUGCCAGGGUGUGAACAUUAUGAUGAAAAUCUUCAGAGAUUUUAAAUUAUUAAUACUAAUAGCAUUGUGAUAUUAUAUACAAGGAGCACACCUGCAACAAACAUUCCUUUUAAAGGUAUUCAUUAAUACACAAAAAGAAAUUGGAGCCGGCGCAGUAGAUGUUUAAAAUCUCCAAUAAUUGCUGUUUUUUUUGGCUUGUCUCAUUGACUUCUGUGCAAACAUUUUCUCCAGUUUUUGUGACUUACGCUGCAGAAAGAGAGAGAGGAAUGACACAAUUAAAUUCACAAUUGAGAGAAAUGACAUAACUUAACUCACAAUAAGGAGAAACGAUAAGAGUUAGAACAUGUUGAAGAGGAAUGACAUGAGUUAGAGCACAAUGAUGAGGAAUGACACAUGUAAGUACACAUUAAAUAGUUUGAGACAGUUUGAUACAUGAUAAGGAGGAAUGACACGAGUCACUUCUUAAUAAUGAGUAAUAAAACAAGUAAGUACACGAUAAAGACGAAUGACACAUCAGUUCAGGAAAAAGAGGAAUGACACAAGUUAGUACACGCUAAAGCAGAAUGACAUAAGGUAAUAAACGAAAAAGAAUUAUGACAGGAGUAAGUUCAGGAGAAGAAGAAAUGAUAAGAGUUAGAAAACAAUCAAAAGGGAAUGUAACAUACUAGUACACAAGAGAGGAAUGACACAAGUGAGAACACAGUUAAGAGGAAUGACAUGAGUUAGUACAUGAUAAAGAAAUGACACAAGUUAGCACACAAUUAAGAGAAAUUAACAUAAAUUUGUAUGUGAUUAAGGAAUCCCACAAGUUAGUACCCCAAAAAGGAAUGACACGAAUAAGUACACAAUUAAGAGGAAUAACAUGUAAGUUCACAAUAAAAAGUAAUGGCACAAGUGACUGCUUGAUAAAGAGAGCCAUGACACAAUUUAGUACGCAUUAAAGAGGAAUGACAAGAGUUAAAACACAGUAAAGAGGAAUGACAAAAGUUUGUACCUUAAUGACCCGUUAGUACAUGAUAAAUGCAUGACACAAGUAACUCCAAGAUAUCAAGGAAUAACACAAAUUAGUGUUUACUAGACACAAAAUAAGAAUGACAAGAAAUGGAAUACCGUAAAGAGGAAUAACAUGAGUUAAUUCCCGAUUGAGAGGAAUGACACAAGUAAGUACAUGGUAAAAUGGAAUAACAGGAGUUAGUACACAAUUAAGGGGAAUUACACAAGUUAGUACAUGAUAUUGAGGUUUGACACAAGUUAGUACACCAUAAAGAUGAAUGACACGAGUUUGAACACAGUAUAGAGGAAUGAACGAGUUAGUACAUGAUUAAGAGGAAUGACACCAUUUUGUACGUGAUUAAGGAAUGACACAAGUAAGUAAAUGAUAAAGAAGAAUGACAAUAGGCAGAUAAUGACACAGUAUCUCAUAUGUGUGUUAACUCUGCUCUAAUUCGCUGAAGGUGCCCCAGCUGGUCUGAGGAUGAGAAGAUCUGCGUUAGGUGUGUCAACAACGAGCUGCAUUUCUACGAGAACAACGACUUUAGUAAGACCCCAAAGAUAUAUGCAAACAGACACACAGACAAAUACACACAGUUAUUCACACACAUGUAUACACACACACACACACACACACACACACACAUACACAGGUUGAUGGUCAGGUUAUAUGAUUUAGAGUAGAAAACCAGGGUACCUGCGGGGUAAAGGUAGUAAAUGAAAUGAGCCCAAAUUAGGGCAGUUAAGGGUAGUAAUGCUGCGUUCCAGUUACUUGAAAGUCAGGACCUGGAAAUGAUGUCACACCUGAGUUACCAGCGUUUCAGUUACCAAGAUGAAAAUAAGCAAAAUCGGGGGCGGAAACAAGAUGGCUGCAUCUACAAAAGUUGUUAUAGUGCUUGUUAUUUUAGUUGAUCUAAGUUCUUUUAGCAUCCCCUUUCACAGAUGUAGCCAUCUUGUUUCCACCUUUGAUUUUGCUUUUUUCCGACUUGGUAAAUGAAAUGCUGGUAACUUAGGUGUGACAUCAUUCCCAGCUCGGACAUCUGACUUCCGAGGUAAGUCGAAAGCAGCAUAAAAGGAAGUAAACGCAAGUUGACUUGGUAGUAAUUUUUUCAUCACCCCUUAAAUAUAAUAUGACUUUUCCCUUGAUAAUGAAUUUUUAUUUUAGGGUCAUUUAAUUAAAAAAAAAUUCAAAAAGAAAAGUAUGUGCAAGCAGGAUGGCAACACCUGGGUCGACGCUGAGCCAAUUAGUGAUCCUGACAACAUUUGCUGCCCUGUACUUGAUUGGUUUAACGGCCUUGAUCUAUUGUGCGCAUGCGUGGUGCUGAAACAGAGCGUAUAAGCAAGCUACAUUCCAACUGUGACAUCAAAUUGGGAAAAUGUAAGUUUUCAAAACUGUGGCUCAAUGAUCCAGUGUUUGAAGAAUGGCUUAAGCCAGUCAUGGGGAAUGAACUGGAAGAUUUUUGUAAGUUCUGUUCUCUGGAACAGUGUUAAAGCCAUCAGACUGCACUGGUACUUCUUAAAUAGUGAAGGCGUUGGUGGGGACUUUUAGUAUCAGUGGAUUUAUUCAUGCUACAAUGAUGAACAGUGAACAGACUGCCACACACACACACUGCUUGAUGUUGUGUUGUUGGUAAAAAAAAAAAUAUUCUAGAGGAAGUAAAAGGUACUUAAUUCAAUUCUUGGAUUCCGGUAUAAACCCUGAAAACAUUUUCAGGCCAAAGAUUUUAUUUUGCUUUAAUACUGUUACGCUCCUCUAGCUGAGCACAAGGAAGUAACACAAACAAUCAAAGAGGAAUUCUAGUGUGUAAAUUAUUUAUUUAACCAAGGUCAGGUUAUGAACAAAAGAGAAUCAAAGUUGGGACGGAAAGUCUACUGUGUGGGGAAGAGUGCCAAAUAAAUGAACUUAAGAUAACAAAACAGGGCCUAACUUAACACUUUCUGGGAUAAAGAAACAAGCUACAAAAAGGCCUAACUGACUGGCUAAGAAAAGUCUCUCAAAACAUACACAAAUGGCACCAACCCAUAUCCUAGUGUGCUAUACAAAAGAGUGACUAUGUGUUGUGCAAUGUAAAGGGUACCCCAACCUACCUUAGUCUUACCCACCUCCCACCACAAACUCAAAUGUCUUUAUUAUGUCUAGUUCUAAUGUUACAAGGUUGCAGAGUCAAAGUCAGCUGUCAGAGAAGGACCAGCGCAGACAAAGGAAGAGGCUUUUCAAGAUGGCUCCCCUCUAACAAGCCAGGUGAAGGGUAGGCAGCUUCCAAUCAUAUCCUCUCCACACAUCACAUGCAGGGGCAGAGCAAGGGGCAGCCAUCUUGUUCCCGGACUUCCUAAUGUAGGGAGAGGGAGGAGAGAGACAGAGAGAGAGAGACCAGACAGGAGGCUCCUAUGAGCCAGCCUCACACGUAACAAAUACCUAGUGAUGGCAGCUACCAUGGUGACUGAGUCAGGUGACACAGAGCACUUCAUGUCAAUCAGGAGGACCUGCAGACUCAACAAUCCACCUCAUUGAUUGCGUUCUCUCUUUCAGAUUCCAUCGCCAACAAGCUCCAUAUGCAGAAGGUGUCGGACUUCCAAGUGUCACCCGGAGGUCAGCCUAGCAAGGUGAACAGCCACACCUCAACAGUGGGUGGGGUGGGGUUGGGGGGGGGUUGAGGCUUGAUCCUGGUUUUAUCUGUCCUGUCUGUCCUCCACAGGUGGCGGUCUAUGUCCCAGGCAGCAAAGGGGCACCAUCCUUUGUGCGUCUGUAUCAGUACCCAGUGCUGGGCGGGCCGACAGCUGCCCUCGCGAAUAAGAGCUUCUUCAAGGCAGACAGAGUUAGCAUAGCGUGGAACAGGAAAGGUAAGACAGCAAGGUCUGGUCUGGUCCCUCAGGCCCUGGCAGAGCUGUGGCUCAUGUGUAAUGGCACUAUAAUUACUCCAUCCCUUAGCCUCAGCAGUUCUGGUGACAGCAAGCACUGAGGUGGAUAAGACCGGAGCAUCAUACUAUGGGGAGCAGAUGUUGCAUUACCUGGCGGUGAACGGGGAGACUACUCUGGUUCAGCUACGUGAGUGCUGGACACUCAUCUGACCUUCGACCCCUGACCUCUAACUUCUGACAUUUGACCUCUGACCUCUAACCUUGACUUCGGACCUCUGCAGUGUUGUAAAAAAUCUCUGAACCUGUUGGUGUAGAUCAAAAAUAUGUAUAAGUGUGUCAUCCAUGACACACUUUUCAUGACACUCUUUUCUGCCCUUCUUGUCUCACUUGUCUCCCUCUGUUUGUCUGAUGUAGCAAAGAACGGUCCAAUCUACGAUGUGGCGUGGAGUCCCAGCUCGGCAGAGUUCUGUGUGGUGUAUGGCUUUAUGCCAGCUAAAGCCACCGUCUUUAACCUGAAGUGUGACCCUGUCUUUGACUUUGGAACUGGACCGCGAAAUGCCGCCUACUACAGGUACAGCAUACCUGUCCUGUGUGUAGUACAGACCUCUGAUUGGUUAGUCUGUAAGUCAUAUAACCUGCUAAAGUCAUCCUGAUUCAGCCAGUCAGAGCUCUGACUGGGGGGUAUCCUCUGCUAUGGUGCUCACCAAUCCUGCUCUUAGUCCUCAGGGUCACAUCCUGAUCCUGGCUGGCUUUGGGAACCUGCAGGGUCAGAUGGAGGUGUGGGAUGUGAAAAAGUACAAACAGGUGAGGAGCAGAAAAUAUAAACACCUCCUGUCUCUCUCAUAAAGUUUGAUUUUGAAGCUCUAAUUGGUCCUGAAUCACCUGACAGGUGUCGGUUACAGUUUCAUGAUUUAGAAUAGAAUAGAAUAGAAUAUUCCUUUAUUGAUCCCCCCCAGGGGAAUUAUUUUUUUUUUUACCUUUAUUUAUAGAGAUCAGCUGACAGGCGUCCUCAGGUGUGUGUUAUAUGUCCAUGUUCUCGUCUUUCUGUCCCUAAGGUGUCCAAACCACAGGCUCCUGAUGCAACACAUUUCUCCUGGUGUCCUGACGGCGAGCAUGUUGUCACGGCGACCUGUUCCCCCCGACUAAGGGUCAGUAACGGUUAUAAGAUCUGGCACUACACUGGCUCUGUGCUGCACAGGUGGGAUGUGGAGGCAGGGUCAGAGCUGUGGGAGGUCUGCUGGCAGCCUUUCCUUAGUGGCAUCUUCCCAGAGAGGGCUGUCAAGUACCAGGCAGCACUCAGCGAGCUAGGAACCACAGAGGCCCCGCCCAAACAGGCAUACCGCCCUCCUGCUUUGAGACACCUGCCAGCCACGCCCAGCGCCAAACUGGUGAGCGAACACAGUGACCAUGUGCGCACACACACACACACACACACACACACACAUAUACACUUAUCACAGAAGUGUGUCCCCAGGGGGGUAUUCCAGAAAGCAGGUUAUGUGAAAAACUCUGAGUAAGUUAACCCUGAGAUGAGGGAAACUCUGAGUUAUCCGUUCCAGAAAGAGAGGUAACUUAAACACUGGGUCAGUUACUGCGGUAACUUACUCUGUGAACAUAACCUGCUCGCUGGCAGGUUUACUAUAAGAGACCCAGAGUUUCUACAUGUCUCCUCCCACACAAAGGAAAGCGAUUGAACAUGGAUUGUCCAUUCCUUGAAAAUCCGAUCGACAUCGAAGCCAGAAUAAUGCGCAACGGUUUACGUCGCGAGAGAAUCUUCCGACCCAGAUUAGACGUUUUGUCAUUUCCAGAAGAAUUUCUUUUCGAACGCUACCGCUUUUCUUUGAACAGUAUAAUUUUUCUAAAUAACCUUCUCCGGCCGUAUAUCACCAAUCUCACACACCGCGGACGAGCACUCACAUCACAUGAUUUAAAAAAAUAAAAACAAAUGCAUAUGUGAUUUGGUUCUUCUUUAUUCCUUAAGAGUACAAAAGCAACAGUCAGGAUUUGUAAUGUAGUUCCAACCAUUAACAUAUUUCACAUAUUCACCAUGACAAUGCACCCACCUCAACUGGCGUUCCAGUAAUAGAAUUUCCAGGUCUGUUUUAGCAAUCUGCCGAUCCAGAUACACCAUUUCUUUUUGGGUUUUUUUUAUACUUGUCAUGAGGUGCACCCUGUAUAACUCCUUAACCGGGCGGGAGCUGGGAAACACGGACGACAUUUAAUUCCUUUAGUUCUACAUACAGAUUUAACAUGGUAUUGACCGAAAAUCUCACUUUGACAAGCUGUGCCGUUGAGGUUGAUGGACCCUCCUCCUGGUGAUGCCCAGCCAUGUUCUGUUGAAUGACAAGAAUGAGUUAGUUUGUCCAUUAUUUAUGCUCAUCUAUUCAGUGUACAUGUCAAACUCCAAAUUCCACUUUAGAAUGUAAAUGAAUGGGCACUGCCAGUAGCUAUAUAUUAAGACACACUUCAGGAUGCCCCUCUGGAUCUCUCCCUGUGGCAGCAGACAGUGUUUCUUCAUCCUCCUCCUCCUCCUCCUGUAAUGCAGGAAAAUAUACUGUUUCAGAAUACUUUGAACUACCACCUGAGGCAUCUGAGUAUGGAAGACUUACAGCUACAGGGUUUGUUUCUGUCGGAGGCUGAAGCAGGCAGAUGACACCAUCCACAACUGUUGGGUGGAUGGAUAUAUAUUUGUUAAAAAGUAGGCUAUAUAUAUUCAUAUAUUAGUUUUAUUUUUUUAAAAGACAUAAGUGUAUACUUGCAUCUGAUGUAGGGACUUGUGUCCUGGGGGGUGACAGGUUCGGAUGAGCUUCCCCCGGGGAUGCCUUCAGCCACAGAGCGACCCCUGUUUUGGCUGAGGGCCAGCUCCUCAGCCUCCGUCAGAUGUAGUGGAGGUGGCCCUCCACCGGUUUUUCCGGCCUCUGCCUUCUUUCUGUUGGCUGAGCAGAAGUCAAUGUUUAUUUUAAAAUAGUAUUUUAAUCAGUGUUGGUGUAGGCUACAGCGUCACAUUUUAAAUGACUUCAAUAGGUCUAAAAUAUAAAUGCGUUUGUAUCAAGUGUUAAUCCACGAAGUGUAGAAUUAAGUGAGAGGACGUUGAAAAACUACAUUUUGUUUGGGGUUUAAAUGAUUAUUUGAAGUAGCCGCUGAAUUAAUAUUUUAGUUUAAAUUAAUAUUGACUCUGUCUAAUAGCCUAAGUCCAUUUUAAAAAAUUUAAUUAAAAUCAAAGUGAGGUGCAAUCACAGCCUAGCAAAAUAUGCCUUACCUUUUUGAAUUAUGUUUUUAUGUUUCAUUUUGAGCUGCUGCCAAGUUCUUUUUUCUCCCGUUGGAUUGCACCUAAAUGAAAAUCAGAUUUCAUUCCUACUUAUAUUCAUAACUAUAGACUAUGCUUCGAUCUUAUAUGUUACGUCAGUGGAAUAGUACAUUCAAACUUAGGCAUUGACUCGCGCAGCAAUUUUCUCCCAUGCCGUCUCUCUCUCCUUCGCUGCUGCAGCCAUGUUGGAUUUGCGGCGAAAAAUGUUCUCAUGCUCGCCGUAGGCCAGCAUAAGGACCUCCAACUCCACCGGGGUGAAAUAAAUUGACCGUUUUUGCUCUGUUGUCAUGGUGACUCGUGGUAUCGGGGCUCCAUUGAUGAUGGCUUUUUAUAGUGGUUGUGCACGCGCGUAACUCCAGGUUAUCAUACUCAGAGUUGAUUGAACUAAUUCAGAUCAGCUGUUCUGGAACCGUCUCCCAUCUCAGAGUAAGUCAACUCAGAGUUCAGGGAUAGACUCAGAGUAUGUUGAACCUGCUUUCUGGAAUACCCCCUAGGUCUGCUGUAUUUGAGUCACCUCAAACUUACUUUAAACAUUAAUUUAGACAUUCUGACUGUGUAGCUUCUUACAGAGACUUACCACUCUCACAAAACUUGCACCUGUGUGUGUGUGUGUGUGUGUGUGUGUGUGUGUCUGUGUCUGUGUUUGUUUGUUUGUAUGUGUGUGUGUUCAUGCUAGCAUGAGGACGAGCCUCCUCAGAACAUGCGUCCUGGAGGGGAGAAGGUUUUGUCUAAAUCAGCUCUAAAGAAUCAGAAGAAACGGGAAGCAAAAAAAGCUGCCAAACAGGUGAGCUGAUGUCAACCAAUCAUAAUAAGGCUCCCAGGCCCAACUCCCUCACAUUUAUUAAACUUUGAGAUAUUAAUCAUUUAAUUGCUUCUUGAGACACUGAUAUUUGUUCCUGUCCGUGAUCUGUCUGCACACGCUUAGAUUUCUCAAGUGUGUCAAUGUUGACUCUAUCGCCACCUGCUGUUGUGUCAUAAUUUAAAAAAAAAUCAUUUUCUACAGGAGGCCAAACCUGAACCUCUGUGUGACCCUGCCCCUAUCAGCAACAACCGGUUAGAGACCAGCAGUGGAGACCCAGAGGCAGACAAGAAGAUUAAGAACCUAAAGAAGGUGGAGAACACACGUACACUCACAUGCACACACAAACCUCAGGAGUGUUGUGCUGUGAUUGGCUGAGGCUGCAGUAAUGUGUUCAUGUCUUUCAGAAACUUAAGGCCAUUGAGGAGUUGAAGGAGCAGCAGGCUGCUGGUAAAGUCCUGCAGAAGAACCAGGUAAGCUGGACCUUUAGAUUAGCUGGAUUUAGAGCUGCUGUGAGGAGAUUCUGGUCAUCAGGAUUUAGACUGACACUGACGACUAUAAACCACCUACUUAUGCUAAAAUACAUCUAUCUCCACAGCUGGCUUCUCUGUGUUUAACUGAACACCAGAGACGCCUCUAAAGAUCAGCUAAUCAUCAGCUACCGAUCAGUCGAUUGUCAGCUGAUUGAGAGCUAUCAGAGUGAUGAGUUGCUGUUUUCAGUUUUCGGUGUGAAAAGUCUGUAAAAGUCUGUUUACAGUGAAAGAGAGACCAUAGGAAGAUCAAUCACAGACUGGGUCACCACAGGGGGGUCUGUAUGUCAACAGAGGGUGCCAAAGACCACACUGACUGAUAUCCUCACAGGAGCUUUAAAUCAGAGAGUAAAAUACACACAGGCUGUGUCUCAUUUCAGAGACCGGAUCGUGAUAAGCGCACUUAACGGCGCUUAGCUGAGUGCACUGCCGUUUUGAGCCGUUUUGAGCCGUUUUGCGCCGUUCUGUGCCCUUCCUGUGUCCCAUUUCAGAUACAGCAGCCAUCGAACGGCGCAUCUGACGCGUACGUGAGGUCACCACGCGGCACGAACGGUGUCCCGUUUGGCACAAAAUACUAAGCGCGCUUCAAAUUCGGUCUCAAAACCACACUACCCCCGCCUCUUUUUCAAGCGUGCAUGUAUGCACGCUUUCGUGCCGUCGGUAUCCCAGAAUUCUUUGCGUGCCGCUGCACAGCUGUGCAUUUCAGGUGAGAGGCUGGACUCGCUCGGAGACACAGCGCGUCUUCGAAGAAAAUACAAGAAAUCCAAAAACAGCAGACAGUCAGCUCAGGCUGUAUGAGAGCAUGAUCUCUGAACUCACUAAAAUCUGUAAACCAAACAUUAUAGAUUUAGAGACGAACUGAUCCGCUCUGCUUCAACAAUCAAAAACAUUAGAAAUAAGAAAGCUGACAAAACUACAGCAGAGUAUCAGGACAACAUUGAGGUUUUUUUUUCUUUUAAGAUUUAGAGAUUUAAGUUGUAAAUUUAAGAGAAUAAAGUCAUAAAGUAAAUAAAGUCAUAAAGCUGCUUUUGUGGAGGGGGAAAUGACUGAAGCUGGUCAUCUGCAGGGUUAUCUGUGGAUGUAUCAGCGGGUCAUUCAGAGAGAUUUUGUGGUUUCUGAAGAAACAAUCAAACUGAUGAUGAUCAACAUUUGUGAUCCAGAGGGAGUCGAGCUCCGACGAGCAUCACGUCUCUGACACCGGUGGUAGCCUACACCUGCAGAGACACCAACACCUUAUUACGGCAUAUGGAUUCAUAUCAUAAACUAAAGCUCAAUGUCAUUCACGGAUAUUAACGGCUGCAUUGACAGAUAUAUCUUCAGCAUAUUCAUUUCUGCCUCCACAAAAGCAGCGAUUUCCUUCAAGUACACCAGUUUUUUUCCCCCGUGGAAAAGACGUAUUUCUCAUAUAUUCUUUUUUAAGUCUUUAUACUUAUGACAAUGUUAUGCUGAUGUGCCAGAGGAUGAAGAAUCUCCUUGUUUGUGAAACCUAUACUGAAGCACAGUUCCUUCAAAUGCUUCAUGGUCCUAAUUUUAAUAAGUCUCCUCUGAAAUAACAGGUUAUGACUUCAUUCUCAUAAAUUAAUGACUUUAUUCUCGUAAAUUCACGACUUAAAUCUCGAAGUCCUUAAAGUCUUAAAUCUCAAUAUGGCCCUCAUACUCCUUAAUACAAAACAAUCAUUGGAUGAAUUGUGCUUGUAUGUAUCUACUAUUUUGUGUCUGUGCAAGGUCGCACAAUUAAAACAAUAAAUGCUGUGCUCCGCGGGUUUCCUUUAAGUCAGUCGUGACGCGAGCCUGAGGGCGGGGACAUUUGGCAACUCCACCAGGAAGUCCUGCGAAGGUCUCCAAAUGUCCCCGCCCUCAGGCUUACGUCACGACUGACUAGAAAAAAAGCUGCGGAGCGCAGCAUGUAUUGUUUUAAUUGUGCGACCUUGCACAGACACAAAAUAGUAGAUACAUACAAGCACAGAUCAUUCCCACAAAAUUCAUCCAAUGAUUGUUUUGUAUGAAGGAGUAUGAGGGCCCUAUUGAGAAGGAGGAUAGGAGAUACUUCAUCCUUUGGCACAUCAGCAUCACAUUGUCAUAAGUAUAAAGACUUUAAAAAAAGAAUAUAUGAGAAAUACGUCUUUUCCACGGGGAAAAAAACUGGUGUACUUGAAGGAAAUCGCUGCUUUUGUGGAGGCAGAAAUGAAUAUGCUGAGGAUAUAUCUGUCAAUGCAGCUGUAAAUAUCCGUGAAUGACAUUGAGCUUUAGUUUAUGAUAUGAAUCCAUAUGCAGUAAUAAGGUGUUGGUGUCUCUGCAGGUGUAGGCUAUGGCCGGUGUCAGAGACGUGGUGCUCGUCGGAGCUCGACUCCCUCUGGAUCACAAAUGUUGAUCAUCAGUUUGAUUGUUUCUUCAGAAACCACAAAAUCUCUCUGAAUGACCCGCUGAUACAUCCACAGAUAACCCUGCAGAUGACCAGCUUCAGUCAUUUCCCCCUCCACAAAAACAGCUUUAUGACUUUAUUUACUUUAUGACUUUAUUCUCCUAAAUGUACAACUUUAAUCUCUGAAUCUUAAAAGAAAAAAACCUCAAUGUUGUCCUGAUACUCUGCUGUAGUUGUGUCAGCUUUCUUAUUUCUAAUGUUUUUGAUUGUUGAAGCAGAGUGGAUCAGUUCGUCUCUAAAUCUAUAAUGUUUGGUUUACAGAUUUUAGUGAGUUCAGAGAUCAUGCUCUCAUACAGCCUGAGCUGACUGUCUGCUGUUUUUGGAUUUCUUGUAUUUUCUUCGAAGACGCGCUGUGUCUCCAAGUGAGUCCAGCCUCUCACCUGAAAUGCACAGCUGUGCAGCGGCACGCAAAGAAUUCUGGGAUACCGACGGCACGAAAGCGUGCAUACAUGCACGCUUGAAAACAUGCUAAGCGCGCUUAGCAUUUUUUAGCAUCUCGUGCCAAAUGGGACACCGUUCGCACCGUCGUGACGUCAUGCACGCUUCAAAUGCACCGUUCGACGGUGCAGAAGGGCACUUAGGUCGAUGCGGUCUCUGAAAUGAGACACAGCCACAGUGUUCCUGACAGAUGUGUAUAAGUGAGUAACUAACACUGUGUGUUCAUGUAUACCUGACAGGUGUGUGUAGGUAAACUACAGUCCAAAAGUUUGGCAGCAGGAUCAGAUUUGUACAAAAAAAGAUCAUACUUUCAUAUAUAUAUAUAGUUUGCAAUACAAUAAACAUGACUUUUGUGUAAAGAGUAACUUAUCAGAAGACAUUUUGACUAUAAUUAUUCAGUAUUUGAGUUAUUGUUGCUUAGACUUUGCUUUCUUUAAAGUAACCUCCUCUGGCUUGAACAACAGCUUGGCAUAUACCAGGCAUUCGUUCCAAGUUUUUUAAGGUAUGUUCCAGGGAUUGCAUUCCAAGCUUUCUUAAGUUCAUUAAAAAGAGACUGCUGAUUCGUGGGACGCGUUAUUCUGACUGAUCGAUCCAAUUCAUCCCGCACAAGCUCAACUGGAUAAAGGUCUGGAGACUGAGGGGGCCAAACCAUGUUUUAAAGAACACCUUCCUCUUCUUUUUUGUCUAGGUAACCCUGACAGAGCUUGGCAGAGUGCUUAGGGUCAUUGUUAGGGUUGGGUAUCGUUUGAUUUUGAACGAUUCCGAUUCCUCAUUUCGAUUCCGAUUCCGAUUCCUAUCGAUUCUCUAUUUCGAUUCUUUUAAAAGGCAGGAUAUCAAAAAAAAAAAAAACAUGGUUUUAAUGAGGGCGCUAACCGGAGCUCUUCGUUUUAGAUGAAAUUUCUGAACUUCUCCAUGAAUUUUUAAAUCAUAUUUUAAAUAUGACCCCUUUGUGGGACACCAUUAGGCGUUUUGCAAUUUCUCUUUCUGUGUAUCCUUCUCUCCUCAAUGUACAAAUCUGUACUUUUGUUUCUUUACUCAGUUGCUUCUUUUUAGCCAUUUUUGCAGUAGUUUGAACGCAGUUGAGAUUUAUUAGGAUUUUUGUAUGCAGACUCCCAAAAGCCAAAAAGUUAAAGUGAAUAAUCCAACUGUGGUUUUUUCUUUUUUUUUACUUUUGCACUUAAGUUGUGACUCUUGCAAAUGUUUUCGACCCUAAAACUAAGCCCUUAUUUCCUUUUGCUGACAUAUAUUUAGCAAUGGUGUGUUCACAUGAAUGUAUAUCUAAAGGUAAAUGGAGUAAAAAGGUGCAUUUCCAUGAAAGCAACAUCUGAUCAUGGAGUAAAUACAUCCCAAAAUACAUAAAACUUGUGCUGGAUUUAAAAAAAACAGCAUUGUGAAUGAAAACUUGAAGUUAUUCCCAACUGUUCGGCCUGUAAUGGCCUUGCUUCCAAACUUUUGGCCUGUAGUGUCCAUGGCAGUUGGGUAUAGAUGAGUACCUGACAGUUUUGUGUAUGCCUGUGUACUGCAUAGGUGUGUGUUAGCCUUUACCUUACAGGUGUGAGUUCGUGUGUUCCCCUUAGGUGUGUAUACGUAAGUACCUGACAGGUGUGCGUAAGCUUGUACCUGAUAGGCAAAUAUUAGAGUGUACCUGACUGGUUUAUGGUGGUGUGUAUCUUCAGGUGUGUUGUAAUGUGUACCUGACAGGUGUGUGGUCGUACGUUUCCAGAGAUUGUGUGGAAGAGUUUUCCUGACAGGCGUGUUGUAGAAUGUGUUCCUGACAGGUGUGUGUUUGUGUGUUCCUGACCUGUUUGAUUUUGUUCAUCCAGCUGGAGAAGAUGCAGAAGGAGGAGCAGCUACUGAAGGAGCUUGAAGAGCUGCAGAUUGGACAGUAGGGGGCGCUGCAAGAGACACAGGCUUCUUCUCGAUACAGACACACAAAUGUUUACUGCACUUAUCAUAAUUAUGUGCUAUGUGCUAUAACAUGACUGUUGAGCGGUUGGGCCUGUAAAAUAAAGUUAUGAUUGACACACCCACUAUAGUCAUAAUCUGAUUGGAUGGCUGGUCAGCUUCCUGUUUACCUCCACCUGCCUGAUUCUUUAGGUCAACAGUUGUUUAUUUGGAGGCUGCCUAAAGGCAUACUGGGAAAUACAGGAGGGAGCUAUUGUGUGUGGGUGUGGGUUGGGGGGGCGCUACUCUGUUGCUAUGCAACACUUGUGAAGGAGCCACAGCCUUUGACAAUGUUCCUUUCAAAAUUAAAGCCUUGUCUCCUCUUAGGCCUCAAUUAAACUGAAUACAAUUUUUGUCUUGGACUGUUUCUGCAGCUUUUAUGUCUUUAACUUACUGUCUGUGUCUAAGCUCUCUGAGUGUUGACGAUGAUAAAGGUGAUGAUGAAACCUCUUUAAGGAACAGGGUGAGUAAAAAAAGCUCCUGCUAUCUGUCAUAAAUUUCCAACACAGGGUCAGCGUUUAUGGAGACCCUCCUCUUGUUUUGUUUGAAACAUGUUCAAAACUAAAGCUGUGUUGUUUCAAAUGAGAAUUCAUCAGACCUCAGUUACUGGGGCACACAGCUGAGUCUCAGUAUUGGUAUCUGUAUUUGGUUUUGAUCUUCAUAUUCAGCAAACUGUGAGAAGAAUUGAACUUUUUUUUUUUUUUUUAAAUCAUUAUUUCAGGACAAAAUCCUUUCUUAGGGUCCACAAAGAGACCAGCCUCCCCUCAAAGUAAGCCUUUUUUCAACUCCAUUAUGGACCAACCAUUUAUGUUCAUCACUAGUCACUGUUAGCUGGUCUUUCUUGUACAUAUGUGGACUGAAACUCUGAUGUACAGUGCAUCCGGAAAGUAUUCAUACCACUUCACUUUUUCCACAUUUUGUUAUGGUACAGCCUUAUUCCAAAAUGGAUUAAAUUCCUUUUUUCCUUCAAAUAUUCUACACAAAGUACCCUAUAAUGCCAAAGCGAAAAACCUUUUUUAGAACAUUUUGCAAAUUCAUGUCAAUCAUUAAAAACAAGAACACUCAAAUGUUGCAUAUACAUAACUAUUCACACCCUUUACUCAAUACUUGGUCGAAGCACCUUUGGCAGCGAUUACAGCCUCCAGUCUUCUUGUGUAUGAUGCAACAAGCUUGGCACACCUGGAUUUGGGGAGUUUUUCCCCGUUCUUCCUUGCACAUCCUCUCAAGCUCAGUGAGGUUGGAUGGGCAGCGUCGGUGCACAGCUACUUUCAGGUCUUUCCAAAGAUGUUCAAUCGGGUUCAAGUCUGGGCUCUGGCUGGGCCACUCAAGGACAUUCAGAGACUUGUUCUGAAGCCACUCCUUUGUCUUCUUGGCCGCGUGCUUAGGGUCAUUGUCAUGCUGGAAGAUGAAGUGUCGCCCCAGUCGAAGGUCUUGAGCGCUCUGGAGCAGGUUUUCAUCAAGGAUUUUGAUGUACGUAGCUGCAUUCAUUUUUCCCUCGAUCCUGACAAGUCAAGGCUGCCGCUAAAAAAUCCCCACAGCAUGAUGCUGCCACCACCAUGCUUCACUGUAGGGAUGGUAUUGGUGAGGUGGUGAGCGGUGCCUGGUUUCCUCCAGACAUGACACUUGGCAUUCAGGCCAAAGAGUUUGAUCUUCGUUUUAUCAGACCAGAGAAUUUUGUUGCUCCUGGUCUGUGAGUCCUUCAGGUGCCUUCUAGUAAAGUCCAAGCGGGCUGUCAUGUGCUUUUUACUUAGGAGUGGCUUCUGUCUUGCCACUCUACCAUAAAUGCCUGACUGGUGGAGUGCUGCAGAGAUGGUGGUCCUUCUGUAGGUUUCUCCCAUCUCCUCAAAGGAACGGUGGAGCUCUGUCAGAGUGACCAUCGGGUUCUUGGUCACCUCCCUGACCAAGGCCCUUCUCCCCCGCUUGCUGCUCAUUUGGGCUGGGCGGCCAGCUCUAGGAAAAGUCCUGGUGGUUCCAAACAUCUUCCAUUUCUUAAUGAUGGAGACCACUGUGCUUUUUGGGAUCUUCAAUGCAGCAGAUAUUUUUCUGUAACCUUCCCCAGAUCUGUGCGCCGAUACAACCCUGUUUCGGAGGUCUACAGACAAUUCUUUUGACUUCAUGGUUUGGUUUGUGCUCUGACAUGCUCUGUCAGCUGUGGGAUCUUAUAUAGACAGGUGUGGCUUUCCAAAUCAUGUCCAAUCAGCUGAAUUUGCCACAGGUGGACUGCAAUCAAGUUAGAGGAACAUUUCAAGGCUGAUCAGUGGAAAUAGGAUGCACCUGAGCUCAAUUUUGAGUUUUCUAGCAAAGGGUGUGUGUGUACUUUUAAUAAAUUUGCAAAAUGUUAUAAGAAAAGUUUUUGGCUUUGUCAUUAUGGGGUAUUUUGUGUAGAAUUUUUGAGGGGAAAAAGGAAUUUAAUCCAUUUUGGAAUAAGGCUGUAACAUAACAAAAUGUGGAAAAAGAGAAGUGGUAUGAAUACUUACUUAAACUAAUACUGAGCCUGUCAGAUGGCGCUCAGGGUUUAACAACGGGAUUUCACCACAUGCAGAUUUGCUAUGUUCUGCUCUGGAACGGCAAACAGAUCAAAAACGCAAGCAUACAGCUCCCAUCAUAUCCAAUCUGCUGCCAAAGGAAAGGUGAAGCACUUGCGAUAUUACCAGUAUUUCUUGCAGGACUGGACAAGAUCUUGCGUGUUUCACCAUGAGACAUUAAAUGAGAUCGGCAGUGUAUAUAAACACCCACAGCCCACAACCUUGGCCCCUCCUAUUAUCACGUGAAGAACAGUUCAAUGUACUAAGUUUUUUUUGUUUUGAAAUUUACAGGAUAUUUUACUCUGCAGCUGCAUACAACAUCUAAUGCCGCUCAUGCUGCACUGCACUGAAUCAAAACGUUGUGCUGCACUGUCAGGCAAAAAAAGAAACCUUGCAUAUCUGAUCCGACCGCCGGAGCAGGUCCGCAGCGGAGCUGGACGGCAGACGGAUUGUGUGGAAUCACACACAUUGAUUAUAAUGCUUGCGUAUUUGAGCAGGCUGCAGUUCCGGAGCCAUACCGGAUCCUGUGGAAUUUAGCUGUAACUCCAAACUUCAGUAUAAACUAUGAUUGGCUGA
This is a messenger RNA of Xyrichtys novacula (pearly razorfish), 34806 nucleotides long. Lineage: Eukaryota; Metazoa; Chordata; Actinopteri; Labriformes; Labridae. The record is from the annotation of a GenBank genome assembly.